AUGUCGUCCAAUGGCUUACAUGAGCUCAUCAGGCACGGAGGCACGACAGACUCAGUUCAGGCGUCGGUUAAUAUUCAAGUUAUUGAAGUUUGUGCUUGUCCCCAGAGAGUGUGGUGGGUGUGCGUCGCACUGCUGGUGUGGACUCCGCACACAUACAGCAGGGAGUUCACGCACGAAGACAUCAGAGAAGCCAUGCUGUCCCUGGUCCACAUGAUCCGGAUGUCAGAAGACAAACUGGAACGACAUGAAUUCAGAGAGAGGACUCUUGGAGACCAGCUGAAGAAAAUGCUGAUCGGGCUUGACAAGAAACACAGAGCUCUGGAACCAUUGAAAGGGAUGAUCUCAAGACUUGACGACCGUCUGUCUAACGUGGAAACUAUACUUCUACAGAGAGAAGAACGUGAAAAGUCAUCCCAAGCGAAAAUAAAUGAAGCACUAGAAGGCAUACAGAAGGCGCUGGUGGCGUUAGCACCUGCUCCUCCUCCACCGAUAGACCUGGACAACAACCUGUCUGCCAACGACGACGCUAUUCAACGGAGGCUAGACACCACUGACGCUAAGAUCGACGCUGUCAAGAAGGAAAUCAAAACUCUGAAAAACACUUUAAAUCCGGAGACAUUCCGUUCGAUGUGCUUAGAAGCAGCUUCCGACACAAAUCCAUUUGAGAAGCACAUAUCAGAAGCUGAGAAACUUCUAAACAAAUAUGAAACGAAACUCAGUGAGUACAAUGGAACCAAAGUGCAGACCGACUUCGUACCACUGAACGAAGUGUCGCUAGCUGACGAGGCGUGGCACAGCAAGAUGAGUGAAGUGAUGGAGCGCCAAGAAAAGGAAAUAAAGAAGAUCCAGCAGUUGUUGUCUGACGCGGAGAGCAUGUGGAAGGACCUCCCGCGACUGGGUUCUAAUAAUUUGAGUGUGGAGGUGUGUAUUAAGGUAGUCUCUGAUAGGCUUGUUAAAAGCAAUAACUUUAGUACAAUUGAUAGGGGUAAAUUUUGCUACCCUUUUAACAAUAAAUAUUUUGUUUUUCUAUUUUGUAUUUGAUAACUAUGAAUCUAC
This is a messenger RNA of Trichoplusia ni (cabbage looper), 1056 nucleotides long. RefSeq lists its product as uncharacterized. The record is from RefSeq and is a predicted model, not a curated record. The transcript has 6 exons. NCBI's taxonomy places the organism in Eukaryota, Metazoa, Arthropoda, Insecta, Lepidoptera, Noctuidae. The coding region runs from base 1 to 1041 and encodes 346 amino acids.